Rhopalosiphum maidis (corn leaf aphid) is the source of this 3624-nucleotide messenger RNA. RefSeq names its product flocculation protein FLO11-like. The transcript is spliced from 2 exons. The coding region runs from base 260 to 3355 and encodes 1031 amino acids. The record is from RefSeq and is a predicted model, not a curated record. Lineage: Eukaryota; Metazoa; Arthropoda; Insecta; Hemiptera; Aphididae.
UGCAGCGCGCGCCCGCCAGCCACACGGUUGUAAUAAUCGCUCCGCGGCCGUCGGACGCAGAGCACUUGUCAAUUCCGCCGCCGCCACCGCCACUUAAUGUUAUCAUUUGUCACGUUACUGCUGUACGGAUGCGAAUAGUUGCAAACUAACAUAUAUAUCAUUAACGAGCUGUUAUAGCGAUCGCCACAACACAAUAAUACGUGUGAUCAAUAAACGGAACGAUCUCGAUCGAUUCAAUUUUAAAAAAAUAACCGUUCAAAUGGAGGGAUGGUGGCGUCUGAAGUUGAUGUGCGGUGUCUCGGCGUUAUUAUUCGCCGCAUGUUCUGCCCGGCCACAGGAUCUCACCGCCGUCGCAGCUACCGUCAAAGAAGUGCCACAGAGACCCAUGACCCUGACCAAUGGCUACCAUCCAUCAUCGUUUCCAUUCAACAACGGUGAACCAUUCGUUGUUGAUCCAAACUCAGGUUCCAUAGACUUCAAUACUAGAUCGCCCCCGAACGCGGCACAAAGAAGCGACGAUUAUUACGAUUACGAUUCUACAAAGUUAGAGGAAGUACCAUUCGACUAUAAGGGCGAUCCAAUUGACAGGAAGGACGUGGCGGGUCCUGGUCUGUUACCCAGGCCCAACGAUAUUGCACCCACCAAAAACAAGCAGACGGACAUCUAUCAGUUCCUGAACUUGCCCGUAAAGUACAGCUCUAGUGAUCGGUUUCCACUCAUGUCCAGCUCGUACGCCAAUACAAAAAUCCAAGGGUCCGGCGGGUCAUCACCAUCGUCGCCACUCAGCAAUCAUAAGAUGCCAUCAACCUCAACUCAAACACCAACAUCAGCAGUAACUACACCCACUACCACUGCCACGUCGUGGUACAAUACCAUCAAGUUGACUACCACCAGGCCCACCCCUCCCCCAACUCGUGCCCCGUCAACUACCACGACUCCGAUCCCGGUUCCGCAGCAAGAAGAAUAUGAAUACGAUUACGAUUACCCUCACCCGCAAGAACCGACGUCACACCAUGACAUCACUACCGCACAAGGAGCGAUCAGUUCAACAACCACCACCACUUCUUCAACCACCACCACUACAACGAAACCGACGACAGUCGUUCACCUCACCAAUCCACCACUAUCGUCGUCGCCGUCGUCCUUUAUUACUCCGGAACCAUCCACUGCUGCCACGACCGUACUACCGUCUUCGACCACAACAACACCAUCAGCUCCGGUUACCUCGUCCGUUGUCAACAGAACUACGGGCGUAGUACAGGUAACUACUGUCAGACCAGAGAUCGAUUCCAAACUGGACGGAACAUCAUUCGCUGAUUACGACGACGCGAUUAAACCAGCGGAGAAACCACACUCCCAGGAGAUGUACGGUCAACAUUUCAAACCUUUACACGGAAACUAUCAGUUCGGCGACAAACCGUAUCCAUUGAUCACCAACAGUAAAGUGCCUAUGACGUUCACUGCUCACGUAUCGUCUGGUAUAUCGUUGAACCAACCAAAGGACCACUCGUCAAAUAUCAAACCAUCCCCAGCCCCGGUGUCGGAAGAAUCGGUAUACUCAUCUAGGCCUCUACGUCCAGAAAAUAUAGAAGAUACAGUCAAGCCCGAGGAAACUGCUGUAUAUGAAAAUUCAAGAGUAACAUUCAAUAACGGUAAGCCUGAACCUUCGAUAAGCCCAGAACUUGCAUCGACGUAUUCAAAACCCAAACCACUAAAACCGAACGGAACUCCUGAUCAGUUCGAGACAGUUUACUACAAAGUCAGACCGGAUACUUACAAUACACAACAGCUUCCUAGUGCGGUUUCAAACCGACCUACGAAUCCUCUAAUCCAAAGUCGACCUUAUCAACCAGAGCCGCCCGUAAUAAAAACUUCUCAGGAUGUAUCUAGAAAACCGGUAAAUACAGAGCUUCAAAUGUCUCAAGGGCGGCCACCACCAUAUCCGGUACAAACAGAUGUGUAUGUCAAAAAUAAACCUCAAUACACUCCUCCACAGAGCCAACCAGACACAUCUAAGUUUAAACCUCCUAAACAUGUAAUAAACCAUUUCAUAAAAACUCAGCCGAACGAAGACAACAAAAGCUACGCACUUCAGACUUCUUUUUCAAUUGGUAUGGACGGAGAACGGACAGAUACACGUCCAGCACAAGGAAUAGGGCAAGUUUUAAUGGUUGAAGAUGGUUCUUCUGAAACCGUUGUUAAUCAUACGAUACCGAUAAAGACCAAAGCGACUACAUCAAUUCCACUAAUUCCUCCACCAAGACCAAUCCAAAAACAACAACCGUAUCCAAGACCUCAGUGGGAGAACGUACCAAAACCUCCUACAUAUUAUCCACCUCCGAAACGCGAUGGCGCUAUACCUCCCCCACAAAGACCGAAUUUACCCAAUAUUUUACCUCAAUUCAGACCAAACGCCAGAGUCGAUACACCACCAACGGUACCUCAAUCGCACUCCGCGACCAUUGAAAGGGUUCAAAUUCCAAUCGAUCAUUUAAGACCACCACCCCUUCCAAAACCUCAAUUUUUAAAAGUAGACAGAAAUGAUGAUAGUAUUGACGAAGAAAUUUUAAAUAUACCUGAAAAGGAAACAAGAAUUUUGCAGAAAACCGGACCACAACCAGCAAAAGUAACUACUUUGCAAAUGAUCCAACACGGAGCCCCGACAAAAUCACGAGAUGAUAAUAAUAAAGAAAAUCCUGUACAUAUUAUUUAUGCGGCAAACACUCCAUCAAAACAACCUGAAAAAAUAAUAGAUGAUUCCGUAAUGCUAGACGUCAAUGAUAGAUCUGAUAUUCCAAUAUUAAAAACUAAAACCACUAAUAUCAAGCCCACAAAAAUGGACUUCCCGUAUCAAAUCGUUAAGCCCGAUGAAAAUCAAAACGGAUCUUCGUUGGAAUAUAAAGCAUACAGUCCAACCAAAUUGGAUACAACCAAACCAAAUAUCGAUCAAGAACUAGUGCCAAAUCUUCAAGAUUAUGUUCCAAUUGUAACUCGUGAUUCUACUUCAAACAUUGUGGUUUCGCAAAAACCAAUUACAGCUACAUUGAAAACGACAGAAGAUAAUCAUAAGAUAGUUGAUGAAGGUCACAAACCUCUAUUACAAAACUUUCAAAUACCCUUCCACCCAAGUUUAAAAUUGCCAGAAAAUAGUAAUGGUUGGUCAGUUGUAAGAAAAUCACAAGUUGAUAACGCUUCUGAGAGAAUAGAUGAAGCUGGUGAUGUGGUUGGGUCUACAGAGAAGUUUGAUCCUGACAACUUUAAACCGCAAUUAGUUGGAGGUUUUAUGCCAAUAAGUCCUCCUUCAGAAGAUGCAAAAGAAAAAAAAACAGUUGAACAAUCCGAAAGAGCAAAAUAAUCUGUAAGAGAUUAAAUAAAUAUUUAUAUCAUUUACAAAUCCAUUGGAAUAAAGUAUAAGAAAUACUCAAAUACAUAAAUUACAUAAAUAAACAUGUCAUAGACGAUAAACCCAUAACUCAUAUAUUGUAAACUAAUCACCCUGCAAGUGAAUAUUAAUUUAUUCAUGUAUAUAAUGUAUAGAUAAAAGUACUAAAUAAUUACGUUAACUAAAGUAAAAACAUAAGAAAUAACAGUAUUUAAUUAACUGUUAAAUUUAAAAUAUUUAAA